GAUUACCUGCUAAUGAAUACACCAAUUCUCAAAGAAAGAAAGCCAUGGCUGCUUUGUUUGGUAUUAAAACUACAUCAUCAUUCUUCCUAGUACUGUGUUUAACUGUGAUCAUGUUCUUUACUUUGUCAUGCUUUUCUGCUGAUCCCGACCCGCUUCAAGAUAUUUGUGUGGCUGACUUGAACUCCACAAUUAAAAUUAAUGGGUACCCUUGCAAGCCGGAUUCUGAAGUUACUUCAGAUGAUUUCUUCUAUAGUGGCUUGGUGGAUGAAGCAAGCACAGAUAAUCCCGAAGGAUUUGGAGUGAAACGUGGUGAUGUUACCACCUUCCCUGGGUUAAACACCCAGGGACUAACGGUAAACCGAGCCUUCCUUGCACCUGGUGGAAUUAUUCCACUUCACGUACACCCUCGAGCAAGUGAAUCUAAUUUUGUCAUAAAAGGAUUAGUCCUUUUUGGCUUCAUAACUACUGACGAUGUUCUGUACGCAAAGGUUAUGAAACCAAGAGAGUUGUCUAUUAUUCCUAGAGGACUUGUGCACUUCGCAGUGAACGUUGGAAAGGAGAAGGCUGAUCUGUUAGCUGUUUUCAAUAGCCAACUGCCCGGAUUUGCAAAUAUUCCCACUAACCUCUUCAAUUCUACCCCAACAAUUCCUGAUUAUAUUUUGGCUAAGAAUUUCCGAGUUGAUGAGAAGAUCAUGGCUAUCAUAAAGUCUAAGUUUGGUCCCAAUAGUUCUUUGCCUACUGGAACUUUGAAAGAUAUGUAGGUCUAUUUCUAACUUGUGUGUUGAUUGUUCUAGUAAGUUUAUUCGAAGAGUCGAUAUAAUAAAGCCAUGUAUGCUAGGACUAAUUCUAUGGCAAUCCUUCCUGUCAGCAACUUCCUUAUCCGGUUUGUAGUAAGGGACUCAUGCAUCGUCCCCUUGCUUUAUUAAUGAAAAACAUUUCCUAAUUUA
Molecule: messenger RNA, 947 nt
Organism: Papaver somniferum (opium poppy)
Lineage: Eukaryota; Viridiplantae; Streptophyta; Magnoliopsida; Ranunculales; Papaveraceae
Product: germin-like protein subfamily T member 2
Exons: 1
Coding region: 45-761 (238 amino acids)
Cellular component (GO): cell wall
Molecular function (GO): manganese ion binding
Source: RefSeq, a predicted model, not a curated record